Messenger RNA from Mya arenaria, 4054 nucleotides. Its product is annotated as cadherin EGF LAG seven-pass G-type receptor 1-like. The transcript has 9 exons. Gene Ontology annotation, biological process: homophilic cell-cell adhesion. The coding region runs from base 44 to 2878 and encodes 944 amino acids. Gene Ontology annotation, molecular function: calcium ion binding. Gene Ontology annotation, cellular component: plasma membrane; cell-cell junction. Lineage: Eukaryota; Metazoa; Mollusca; Bivalvia; Myida; Myidae. The record is from RefSeq and is a predicted model, not a curated record.
UUCAGCCCCAACAUCAUAUACGCUCGAGAUCGAAGCGGAAGAUAUGACGACGUCAAACAGUGAUACGAGGACGUCUACUCUUACAUUAGCAGUGACGUUGACAGACGAUAACGAUCAGACACCGACGUUUACUCAGGACUUGUAUACGACAACGCUAGAUGAGAACGUUCCAACAUCAACACCAGUGCUUACUGUAACGGCAACAGACACUGACGCCGGUGCAAGCGGCACUUUAACAUUCUCUGUUAUAUCGGGAACAGGCUCUUCAUUGUUUACAGUUGCCAGUUCGACAGGAGUUAUAACCACAACUGGAACAAUAGAUUAUGAAACUUUGAGCACCUAUGACUUAGUGGUACAAGCGAUAGAUGGAGGGACAUCUCCGCUUUCGUCAACAUGUUUUGUGCGGAUAUCAAUCAAUGACAUGAACGACAACACCCCAGUUUUCCCCUCGUCAUCGCUGACUGUAUCUAUCACAGAAUCUUCAGCGGUAGGAACGGCGGUCGCCACUGCCGCUGCUACGGACGACGACUCCGUUACCGGAAAUAACAACAUCAUAGUAUACUCGUUUUCAACUGCUUCAGCCAAGUUUUCAAUAGAUUCCUCUACCGGAUCCAUUACAACUAUUGAUACUCUAGACAGGGAAACGGCUGCAAGUUACACCUUGGUAGUGUACGCAACUGAUCAAGGUAGCAACCCUCAGCAAAACACAGGGAGCGUAACCUACACGGUAGUUCUGAAUGAUGAGAAUGACAAUGACCCGGUUGUUCAGAACACACCCUAUGACACCACAAUCACGGAAGAUGCGACGUUAAAUACAGCUGCAUUUACAAUAUCGGUAACCGACGCGGACGAAAAUGAAAACGCAUAUUUGACUUAUUCUUUAACGAGUGGAAAUACAAACUCAGAUUUUAGCAUAGAUUCUGGGUCUGGAUUAUUACAAGUGGUGAAUACAUUGGACAGAGAAACAACUGAUGUCUAUUAUCUUGAAGUGACCAUUGUCGACGCAGGUGCAGUCCCUCGUAGUGCUAUUGUCACCGCAACUGUGACCGUGAGUGAUGUAAAUGACAACUACCCAAUUUUCCAGCCCGUUCCUACCACAACGUAUUCAUUUAGUGUAUCAGAACAAGUUCCGAGCGGUUCUUCUGUCGACAGUGUAUCAGCAACGGAUGCUGAUAUCAAUACAAAUGGCGCUGUCACAUUUUCUGUGGCGUAUUUUCUGGCGGGGGACAGCAAUCACUUUGUUAUAGACUCCUCAAGCGGUGCGAUUGCUACAGCAGCUACGCUGGACAGAGAAACACAAGAUACGUAUGUGCUUGUUGUCAGAGCAAUUGACGGAGGGACGAGUCCUAAAACGGCCACUGCUACUGUCUCUAUAACAAUCUUGGACUAUAACGACAACACCCCAUCGUAUAGUCAAACGCUUUAUACAGGCACAGUGACGGAAAAUGUAGCAGCCGGAACGAGCAUUCUUACAGUUUUAAUCGACGACCUCGAUAUAAAUAUGAACUCUGCAAUUACUCUUUCUAUUGCUGACUCUACUGCUGACAUGUAUAUUGCAGCCGACUCUGCCACGUACAUUUUGUCCGUGAAAACCCCCAUUGACCGAGAAACCGUGAAUUUCUUCGACUUUGCAUUGACUGCAACAGAUGGUGGUACGCCUCCUCUUUCCUUUACAACUCAAGUACAAAUCACCGUGAACGAUGUGAACGACAACUCACCGUUGUUCACGCAGUCGUUUUACAACAGUGAGAUAGCGUACAACGAUGCAUGUCAAGUGACGGCAGCAACGUUAUCGGCAACUGAUGCUGACACUGGUGUAAAUGCAGACUUCACUUUCUCGGUGACUCAAAAUGACCAUCCAGAGGUGUUUUCGCUAGAUUCUCAGACAGGAGAUAUAGUUCUGGCUUCAACUGCAACUGCGGGCACAAGUUACCAAAUAUACGCCACCGCUACAGACGCCGGUACACCACCGAUGACGUCAGCUAACAGUGCAACAGUACGCGUGGACGCGUAUAACCCAAAUACCGUUGUUUUGAACUAUUACAUGGGAAUCAGCAAGGCGACGUUCCUUAGUAUGGAAUCUACGUUUCUAAGCCAGCUAACAACGCUAUAUCAGGCCACAUAUUCGACGUCAGAGGCCAAACGGUGGUGUGUUGAAGAAAACGGUUCCAACGCUUGUAUUGUACGAGUCUACGUUAUCAAGGACGAUACGGCGGACGCAUUUUCGGAACUGGCAAACGACAAAGUAUUUCUUUCGGCCAAUGAAGCGUACGCCAUUACAGCGCUCGAUGACGUAGGAACUCCUUCUAUUGGGAUAACAGGAAACUCGUGGACAGCUUUUUCAAUAUCUAGAGUGGAGAAAUACUACACCGAGGAAGAGAAUACGCCUUGGAUCGAGACGACCGCCGGCAUCAUCACCGUAUCCGUCGUUUGCGUUGUCGCCUUCUUGUUGAUCGUGGCUGGCAUCGCUGUCGCAAUGUACAAGUAUCGGAAGACCGGCAGAGAUGACAUUUUAAAAAGAAGCCGGGCAGAAGAAGAUGAGGAAAGAACGGAUGGUACUAGGAACACCGGCAAACCAAAACCGACGGGGGCAAUGAUUAGACCCUACGACAAGAGCCACCCACCUCCUGCUGUUGUUGCCCUGCCCAUGCCUGUGAAACAGCGUCCUCCACGGCGCGACGAACUGAAAAAACAAGAUGGCAUAACAACUGUUCGUGGUUCACCAGCAAACAGUGUGACCCCGACAAAUAUUGUAUUGAACAGAAAGUUUGAUGGACGAGCGAUAGAUCCUGUAUCUGGGCGAGCUUACGAAUACAACACACAGACAAACGAACGACGGUGGAUACGUACACCUGAUGGACAGCAAGUCACCGCCUAGCCUGACACGAAACUUAACCGGAGUGUGAUCUUCACACUGUUGUACAUUGUACAUGCUGUUGAAUCAUGUCUUUUCUUAAUGUUUACGCUAUCAUUCAAAAUGUAUCAUUAACAUUUGGAGGAAAAAUGUAAUGUGGGAUUCCGUAGUCCAAACUAUAAGAUUUUUUACAUUUGAAUUGAGCAAAGAAAAAAUAACAAAAAUGAUAUAUUUGCAAUAAAAAAAACAUUGAACGAAUACUAGUUAAAUGACCUUAGAUAUCCUAACCUUUCAUGAUAUUCACAUGGAACUCUAUUCAUAUGGGAUAAGUUAAAAAUAGAUAUGUCUUGCAAGGCUAAUUACUUUGGCAUUGAUAAGGUAAAGUUGUGGUAUUCGGACACCGUCACGCAAAAACUUCAACUUGGUUGUAACUUAAUAACCUUUCAAAGUGAUUACAUAAACCUUUGUAUACAUAUCACCAGUGGUAUUUGGACAUAUGUACCAGAGUCAAUAACUCCUGCUCAAGCAAAUUUCGCAAAUGUCCCUUGUUGAUUAAAUGAACAAACAAGCAUUGAAGUUAGCUCCGCGGCGCUCAUGUUGCUUUUCAAAAUUAAGACGGUAUUUACAAUGGGGAAACUCCAUUUCAAAAUUUAUUUUGAAAACUUUUACAAAAGGUUUGCAUUAAAUCCAAAAUUGGUUAAUUUAUUUAUAUUUGAAGCGAGGUCCGGUUCUUCUAUUUGCGUUAUAUUUAAUAAAAUUUAAAAACAAAACAAACAUAGUUCAUUACCCAAAGCCUUGGUUCUUCAGUACAAAUAAAAUUUGUAGAAUCUUUAGGUAAAUCAUUGCGAUGGUUUUGUGUGGUAUACAAGGGGACUUUGUUCAUGAACUUAUGUACACUGAUCAAGUAUUGUCAUUUCUACUCUCAUAUUACAUGUUUAAAUUCAUUCGUCCAUUUCUCUUGUUAGUGUUAAUGUUUGUUUCACGAAAGAUACGCGUCCAUUGUUAUGCUUAAAGCGUUGUCUUUUACAUAAGCGCUCUUAAACUUGUUUAUGACCAUGCUAUAUUUAUUCCACGACCGGGUUUUAUGAUCUGUGAUAUAUGUAUGUGGACUUAUGUCUCUUGUGAAGCAGUGCUCAAAAUGUUGCUAUUAUUAAAUACGCUCAUGUUUCUUAUGCUUAUUUUACAUCUUCCUUUUUUAAU